This is a messenger RNA of Ictalurus furcatus (blue catfish), 4100 nucleotides long. It is a transcript of the gene pam, whose product is annotated as peptidylglycine alpha-amidating monooxygenase. The coding region runs from base 693 to 3404 and encodes 903 amino acids. The transcript is spliced from 25 exons. Gene Ontology annotation, molecular function: copper ion binding; peptidylglycine monooxygenase activity; protein binding. NCBI's taxonomy places the organism in Eukaryota, Metazoa, Chordata, Actinopteri, Siluriformes, Ictaluridae. Gene Ontology annotation, cellular component: extracellular region; membrane. The record is from RefSeq and is a predicted model, not a curated record. Gene Ontology annotation, biological process: peptide metabolic process.
CCUAAAGGCUGGAAAACACGGUUAAUCCGUCUACGUGUGUGCGCGCGCGUAUCCUAUCGAGUUCUCCUGAGCGGUUGUUUUGGCCUGACGGUUCUCCUGGAGCUUUGAGGAGGUUGGAUAGAAAUUAGCAGUUGGCAGGAUACGGACGCGUCUCGGAAUAUCCGCAACAAAAUAAAAGGUUGUGAAAGAAGCCUGACGCUGUAUCUGUGAUAUGCGUCGUCUAACCUGAGGACGAGUGAGAAUCUGCACGUUCCAUCUUUCUCUUCACCUCCUCCUCCUCCUUUCUCUGUUUCUCUUUUCUCUACCUCUCUCCUUCCUGCCUGCUCUCUCUCUAUUUUUUCUUCGUUGUUGAGGCAGCGUGACUUCAGAGUGAACAGAGCUUCCAGAUACGACAGUUUUCAAGCUGAGCGAGUGAGUGAAAGGAGGAGGAGGAGGAGGAGGAGAGAAGAGAGUGAACCUGAGGGCAGUCCCGCCUUUCCUUACCUUCGAGCUGUGGUAACAGGGGGAGUGGAGAGAGGAGAAAGGAGGGUGAAGCAGAAGGAGCUGGGAGUCUAGCAGGAUCCAGAGCUCGGUGUGUGGACCCAGAGCAGGCUUGAUGCUGUGAGACGAGCGCAGAUCAGCUAAACAUCCGGUCCAUUCGCUGAAACAACUCAGAAAGAGAGCGCGAGAGCAAGAGGGGGGGAGGAGUGAAUAUGGGAGUCCUGCUGUGUAGCGUGCUUGUGCUGGCCCUGAUCUGUCAAAAUCAUAGCUACAGUGUCAGAAGCCCUCUGGACACGUACAAACGAUUUGAAGAGACGAUGUGGUCUGAGCUGAACGACUGCUCCCAGGCCAGGCAGCCUUUCGUCCUGUCCAACCCUUACAACUUCUCCUUGGAAAUCCGUAUGCCAGGGGUCAUCCCAACAGUGUCUGAUUCUUAUUAUUGUAUGGCUGUUCCUGUGCCCACAUCAAGGGAGGCCUUUAUAGUGGACUUUGUGCCCCAUGCUUCCAUGGAGACAGCCCACCACAUGCUCUUAUACGGCUGCAGAACCCCCUACUCCACCAAAGGCUACUGGGAUUGUGGGACAGAACAGGGCACCUGUGAGGACGAGGCCAAGAUUAUGUACGCCUGGGCCAGAAAUGCUCCACCCACCAAGCUCCCUAAAGAUGUCGGCUUCAGAGUUGGAGGAGAUAGCAAAAUUACCUACUUUGUGCUGCAAAUCCAUUAUGGUGAUGUCAAAAACUUUAGAGAUCACCAUAAAGACUGCUCAGGACUUACUCUAAGAAUGACUUCCAAACCACAGCCCUUUUUAGCAGGCAUGUACCUGAUGUUGUCCGUAGACACCGUCAUCCCUCCAGGAAAAACAGUAACCAACGCUGACAUCGCUUGCUCUUAUUUAUCAUACCCGAUGUACCCGUUUGCCUUCAGAACCCACACGCAUCGCCUUGGUAAAGUUGUUAGUGGUUACAGAAUUCGAAACGGACAGUGGACGUUGAUUGGGCGGCAGUCUCCACAGUUACCACAGGCCUUUUAUCCAACCAGCAAUGCCAUUGACGUAAGAUACGGAGACACGCUGGCUGCUCGCUGCGUUUUCACAGGAGAGGGAAAGACCUCUAAAACACACAUCGGUGGUACUUCCAACGACGAGAUGUGUAACUUCUACAUCAUGUACUACAUGGACAGCAAGCAUGCUUUGCCUUACAUGGAUUGCAUGGACCACGGCAGCAGCAGUCUUUUCAGAAACAUUCCUGCCGAAGCCAAUGUCCCUAUUGCCAUCACCCCGGACCAAAUGAUGUCUAUGAUGCAUGGCUCAGAGCAUAAAGACGGCGAAGAUGACGCCGCGCUCCAGCAACCAAAGAGGGAGGAGGAGGAGGUUCUGGAUCAGGGAGCCCAUCUGGAGGAGGUGACUGGCUGGCCGGAGGUGGCGCUGCAACUAGGUCAGGUGUCCGGUCUGGCUCUGGACUCUGAUGGGAACCUGGUUAUCUUCCACAGAGGAGAUCACAGAUGGGGAGUCAACUCGUUUGACAACGAUGCGAUUUACCAGCAGAACUCCCUCGGCCCCAUUCAACAGUCCACCAUCUUGGUGGUGGAUCCAGUCAAAGGCAAUGUGCUCAAGGCCUCAGGGAGAAACAUGUUUUACAUGCCACAUGGUAUCACAACUGAUAAGGACAAUAAUUAUUGGGUGACGGAUGUAGCUCUUCAUCAGGUGCUGAAAAUUAGCAGCGAUGGUAAAGAGAAGCCGCUGCUGGUUCUGGGAGAGGCUUUUGUGCCAGGCUCUGACAAGAACCAUUUCUGCCAGCCUACUGAUGUCGCCGUGGACCCAGACAAUGGCAACAUCUACGUGUCUGACGGCUACUGCAAUACCAGGAUCCUCACAUUCUCACCAGAGGGCAAAUAUUUGUCCCACUGGGGAGCAGGUUCGUUGGAUCGACGGAAGCGUGUGCCUUUCCAGAUCCCCCACAGCCUGGCCUUCGCGGCGGAUAAGCGCGAGCUGCUGGUGGCUGACAGGGAGAACGGGCGUGUGCAGUGCUUCAUGGCCGACACGGGCGAGUUUGUGAAGGAGAUCAAGAAGGAUGAGUUUGGAGGCGAAGUGUUCGCCGUCUCCUACUCACCUGCACAAGGUGGUUUAAUCUACGUGGUGAAUGGAGAAUCAGCAUACGGCCAGUCUGCUCCGCUCCGAGGCUUCGUGCUCAAUUAUUCAACCAAGGAGAUCCUGGAUAUGUUUGCUCCAGACACGCAGAAAUUCAAAAUGCCUCACGACAUUGUUGUUGUGAACGAUGGAAGUGUCUUUGUUGGGGACGCCGCCUCAGACUCGGUUAUAAAGUUUGUCCCAUCGGAAAAAGCAGAGCACCGUUCUGUUAAAAAGGGAGGAAUCGAGGUGCAGGAAAUUGAAGAAACCGAGACGUUCGUCCAGGCCAAAUUGAAGCCGAUCCACAAGCAGAUGGUCCACACCCCUGAAGUAGCCGUACAGAAACUAACCACGACUAAAGAGAAGGAGGCAGCGCCAGCUCAACAGGCCAAAGCUCCGGAGGAGAUGGAGAAAGAAAAGGAGAAUGAGAAGAAGAGUGAUACAAAUCAGGGUCUGUCUCCUGCAGUCCUCACCACUCUGCUCCUGCUUCUUCCUCUGGUGCUGGUCAUCACCAUCGGCGUCUUCAUCCGCUGGAAGAAGGGCAGGAUGUAUGGAGAUGGCCAUGAGGUGAAGCUGGAACCAUCAGGAUCAUCAGGAGGAAUCUUGGGUAAACUCAGAGGCAAAGCUGCAGGGACAUUAAACUUGGGCAAUUUCUUUGCAACCCACAAAGGCUACACACGGCAGGGCUUUGACCGCCUCAGCACGGAGGGCAGCGACCUGGAGAAGGAUGACGAGGACGCCACUGACUCGGAGAACGAGGAAUACUCUGCUCCGCCUCCCCCCGUUUCCUCGUCCUAAUGAUCCGGCCCAGGCUCCGCCCCUCCGUCUGUGCUCGAACCCUUACAAUGUACUGCAAUCCUAUAUGUAACUAUACGCAUUGGCUGCCAAUAUAUUUAAUUUAUUUGUGCAGAAACCUUUUUUUUUCCUCAAUAGAAAAUAUGACUGUCAUUUUUAUUUAUGAUUUUAGAGGAGCAAACACAUAGAGGAGCAAACACUGGUAGUUUUAGGGAUAUAGCUAUAUGCUUAUUUUUAAUGGAAGACGAGAAGGAGGUUGUUUUCAUUUUAAUUUGACAGACGUAUGCCGAUAAUUUAUCUUGAUAAAACUUGAUAGUUUUUAUUUUGUUUUGUUUUGUUUUUCUUUAAGUUUUCAGGUAACUUGUCCAGAUGUUUGUUUUAUCUCUAAUUUGUACAUUUGUGCCUUUUUGAUUAUGUAUUUCGCCUUCUGCAGCACCUAUAUUACUACAGAUGUGCCACUUUCUUCAAAGCGCUGCUAUUGUCACCUGUAUUUUGAUUUAUGUCGUGCCGCAUUAAAUGAAAAUUAAAAAAAAAAAUAGAGGAUUAUUAAGAUGUAUCUAAAGCUGUAUUUACAACAUUUUCCAAGCAGGAUGUGAGAUGUGUCUGAUAUUUGUUGUGACAUACUGAGGUUUUAUUGCAAGAAUUACUAUUUUCAGUAACAAUGUUAUUUGUGUAAUAAAGUGUCUGCAAAGCAUCACA